AUGGACUAUAAUAGGAUGAACUCCUUCUUAGAGUACCCACUCUGUAACCGGGGACCCAGCGCCUACAGCGCCCACAGCGCCCCUACUUCCUUUCCCCCCAGCUCGGCUCCCGAUGUUGACAGCUACGCCAGCGAGACCCGCUAUGGUGGGGGGCUGCCCAGCCCCGAGCUUCAGCAGAAUUCAGGCUAUCCCGUCCAGCAGCCGCCCUCGGCCCUGGGGGUGCCCUUCCCCAGCUCCGCGACCUCGGGGUACCCCCCGGCAACUUGCAGCCCCAGCUAUGGGCCUUCUCAGUACUACCCUCUGGGCCAACCAGAAGGAGACGGAGGUUAUUUUCAUCCUUCGAGCUACGGGGCCCAGCUAGGGGGCUUGUCCGACGGCUAUGGGACCGGGGGAGCUGGCCCGGGGCCAUACCCUCCGCCACAGCCCCCUUACGGGCCGGAGCAGAGAGGGAGCUUUGCACCGGCCUAUGCUGAUCUCCUCUCCGAGGACAAGGAGUCGCCCUGCGCGUCAGAACCCAGCGCCCCCACUGCCCGGACGUUCGACUGGAUGAAGGUUAAGAGGAACCCGCCCAAGACAGCGAAGGCGUCGGAGCUGGGCCUGGGCGCGCCCGGCGGCCUCCGAACCAACUUCACGACGCGGCAGCUGACCGAGCUGGAGAAGGAGUUCCACUUCAACAAGUACCUGAGCCGGGCCCGCCGGGUGGAGAUCGCCGCCACCCUGGAGCUCAACGAGACGCAGGUCAAGAUUUGGUUCCAGAACCGGCGCAUGAAGCAGAAGAAGCGCGAGCGGGAGGGAGGCCGGCUGCCCGCAGCCCCUCCAGGCUGCUCCAAGGAGGCCCCGGGAGACGCCUCCGACCAGUCCACGUGCACCUCCCCGGAGGCCUCGCCCAGCUCCGUCACCUCCUGA
This is a messenger RNA of Eptesicus fuscus (big brown bat), 906 nucleotides long. RefSeq names its product homeobox B1 (gene HOXB1). The transcript has 2 exons. NCBI's taxonomy places the organism in Eukaryota, Metazoa, Chordata, Mammalia, Chiroptera, Vespertilionidae. The coding region runs from base 1 to 906 and encodes 301 amino acids. Gene Ontology annotation, biological process: regulation of transcription by RNA polymerase II. The record is from RefSeq and is a predicted model, not a curated record. Gene Ontology annotation, molecular function: RNA polymerase II cis-regulatory region sequence-specific DNA binding; DNA-binding transcription factor activity, RNA polymerase II-specific. Gene Ontology annotation, cellular component: nucleus.